Molecule: messenger RNA, 1218 nt
Organism: Xenopus laevis (African clawed frog)
Lineage: Eukaryota; Metazoa; Chordata; Amphibia; Anura; Pipidae
Gene: cntd1.L
Product: cyclin N-terminal domain containing 1 L homeolog
Exons: 8
Coding region: 142-1080 (312 amino acids)
Source: RefSeq, a predicted model, not a curated record
CACAAUGCACCUAACGCCAUUGUGACCUGCGACCCGCACUCUAAAGUCACAUUGAGAGAAAGACGCAAACAAACGUUUUACUUCUCAUUCAACUUUAUUAACAACAGAGAAGGCGGAAAGUGUUUCAUUCCAGGUUUAACCAUGAACCAAGACCCAGCCAAAAAGAGGUUUCCUGCUUCUCCUGCAUCUAUGUUUGGGAUGGUGUCUUCAGAUAUUAUUGAAGAUGUUCUUGUAGACUUAGCAAAGGAAAAUGAACAAAGUUUGGCUAACUUGUCAGAAUAUGCUGGUUCGUUUAAAGAUCCGAGAGUUAUUGAAAUAAUAUUCCUUUUGUCAGAAUACUGGGGUCAAGACAGCUCUACAAAGUACCAAGCAGUGGAAAUAUUAGAUAGGUUUAUGAUCUUGCAUGUAGAAGAGGUUUAUAAGUCCAGUGCCGAAUACAGGAAUAUUAUGGAAAGGUCCCAGGCUGAACCAUGGAACUCACUGAAAAUCCGACUGUGUGACACAUUCAUGCUUCACCUUGCAUCCUGUGUUCUAAUUGCAAGCAAGCUGUACUUCCAUUGCCAUAUUGUCGAUUACAAUAUAGCCCUGAAGUUCUUUGGGUCAGCAGGCUACGCGUACACUAAAGCGGAGUUACUGAGAUCUGAACUCACAGUAUUAAGGACUUUAGAUUUCCGUGUAAACCUUCUGUCACCUUUCAGCUAUGUAGAAAUGCUUUUAGAAGUUUUAGGGCACAAUAACUGCUCUCUCUCACUGAAGAGCUUACGUGAAAUGUGCAUUAUGAUUUUGGAUCUGGUUUAUCUAGUAAGAAACAUCAUUUAUGAUAUGAUACUGAAGACAUCAACAGACCUUCAGUCACCAACUGCCUUACAGAGGAUAAAAUUUCUGCCUGUAAAGGAAGAUCAGAUGCUCUUGGCUGCCAGUGUUAUUUCUGCAGGUGCUUUCAUAUUGGGCCACGACUCCUGGAAUCAGGUUCUGGAUCACUUACACUGCAUAACAGGAAUUACAGUAAAUAGCCUUUUUGACAUGUCCUCUGCCAUAUUAAAACAUUCCAUUGGCACUGCGAUGUUGCCCAAGCAUUAAUACUGGAAUCGUCUUCAAGAAAUAUUUCUCCUGUGGUACACCCCUCUCCUGUCCAGGAAGUUGCAGAGCUUUAUAAGUAAUAAAAAAAGGUCAGCCUUCUUAAAAUAGACGAAAUAAACAUUCAUUUGAAAACAUAAA